Plasmopara halstedii is the source of this 495-nucleotide messenger RNA. RefSeq lists its product as hypothetical. Bases 1 to 495 code for a protein of 164 amino acids. The record is from RefSeq and is a predicted model, not a curated record. NCBI's taxonomy places the organism in Eukaryota, Oomycota, Peronosporomycetes, Peronosporales, Peronosporaceae. The transcript has 3 exons.
AUGCGAUUGAGAGACGUGACGCUUCAGCCGACACCUCCUACCCCGCCCGAGAUCGAAGGCUACCUAAAAAAAUUAAAGCGCAAAACGAAAAGUAUUUCCGGUAACUGGAACAAACGUUGGUUCUUUGUAGACCCGAGACGUCGAGAGUUCUGCUAUGCAGACAGCAAAAGUAGCGCAAUACGAAGUUCCAUCUAUCUCGACGAUAUCACUGCUGUAGUGCAGUUUGAUGAAACGCACUUCCAGGUCGAAAGUAGAACGCGCAAUUUUUUUCUAUGGGGAGAAAGCAAAGCGAGUACCGCAUGUUGGGUGUCAAGUCUUGAGAGCUAUCGCAAGAAGGUGAUCGAUUACGAAAAAGAUAAAAUUGCUUACUCUGCAGCCACAGAGGCGAGGGCUACUGCCGAUUUAGCUACAACAGCAAGUGCUGAAAGUGAUAAAUCACAACGAAUGUCUCUAGAUUCAAGAAAUUCACGGCAAUCUGUCGUUACCCAAGAAUGA